This is a messenger RNA of Suillus discolor, 648 nucleotides long. RefSeq lists its product as uncharacterized. The record is from RefSeq and is a predicted model, not a curated record. Lineage: Eukaryota; Fungi; Basidiomycota; Agaricomycetes; Boletales; Suillaceae. The coding region runs from base 1 to 648 and encodes 215 amino acids. The transcript is spliced from 8 exons.
AUGGCUAAAUUCUUUCUUAUCCUCGCCACAUCACAUGAAAAACAACGAUCUAAAUCUGGAAGGGGGGGGGGGGUACCCCCCCUUCUGAGGACAUCUGGAAUGUGGAUUUUCCAGAGGAAACUGUCUAUUGUCAAUGCCACACUGUUUUGCACUCUAUAUCACUUUAUGAACAUUGCAUUUGCACUCAAGGAUGACAUCCUCCUUACACUACCAUCAACUCACUUGUGGAUGAGCCACCUAAUGCCCUCGUCUGGACUGGCAAUGUUUCCAACAAGUCAGACAUGGGUGAUACAUUUGAGUGACUGGGUCAACAGUGUGGUAUUGCUGAAAUCCAUCUUUUUCCACCCUACUGCAUGUGUCCUGGACCAGACUGUUCAUGUGUGGCAGCAGCAAGUUGUACUUUUCACACUUGCAAGUGGCCCAUGUGUUGCUAAAGCUGCUCAUUUUUACUGUGAAACCUGCAAGAUCGACUAUUUUCAUAACUAUAGCGUCAGUAGAGCUGCAUCAGACCCUUUUGACUCUCAGGACUUGGACACAGUAGGGACAUCUGCAACUCUCCUCUCGCUUUUUGAAAGUGCUGUAUUGCAGUCUGUAUUCAAUUCAUCUGUUCAGCUGAGGAAAAACAUUGCGAGUGACAGGGAACUGUAG